AUGGUAGCUGUGAAUACUACAACCAGUGCCAAGCGACAACCAGCUACGAGUAGCAAUGGUGAUUCUUCGUCUUCUUCCAGCAAAAGAACGAAACUGACUCGCAUUGGCGCUGGCAUGGCCGGAUUCUUGGGUCUGUACGCGUUAUUGAAUUUCUGUUUGUUUCCCAAGCAACGCAAAUUGGUGGUCCCGUCCGGAGUCCAUUUACUGAAUGCCACCACAUUGUUGGACGUGGAUCACCACCAAAACAACGGAGAUGACGACGAUGUCUGUUUUGCCUAUGACGGAAUUCUGCUCAUUUCCUAUGCGGACGAAGAUGGCUUUGCGACGGUCUUUUUUCUGUAUAUUCUCAAUCAACUGCUGUACGCGGAAAAACACAAUCUACUGCCUUGGAUUCAUUUAGAUAGUCAGACCAGUAUACAUGUCUACGACGAACAAGAACAUGGAGGCGAAGCCGUCAUGCAAGUCACAGUCCUCAAUGGACUCGAAUGGGACAAUUACACAGAUCCACACAAUGGACAAACCUACGAAUAUCCAGGAACACCCAUUCUCAAUUACAAACAUCCCAAGAGUACUUCCACCGAUGUCACUAUUGAAGGGACGGGAAUUUGGAACUCGUAUUUCGAUCUGCCUUCGAGAUUGCAUCCUCUGCGACACUUGCUUCAUCCAUCCACUUCUUCUUCAUCUUCCUCUUCUUCUUCCUGUCACAUCAAACCCAUUUUCCAAUUGUCACUCAAACAGAUUGAACCAUCGCUCAUGGUAUUCUGUCCCUACUGUGUCCGCGCAUGGAGACGCAAGAGUACGCCUCCGGUACUCGCGCAAUGGAGUUUGCCGUAUCAACAAUGGUUCGAUCCCAUGCGACGUCGUGCCCACGGCAUUAUUCGGCGUCAUUAUCGACCGACGGAGCAAAUGACACGAUUGGCUCAUCAAGCCAAUCCCGUCGUCACGGCACAAGAAGAUGCCUGUCUGGCACUCCACAUUCGCCAUUCCGAUAAAGCCGAUCGACGCAUGCCCAUUGCACUCUCGGAAUUUCGGCCUUAUGUGGAGGAAUAUAUCAACGCUGCCGUCUUUGUCGGGACCACCAUUGCCGUCUACGUCGCCACCGAUUCCAAUCAAGUGUUGCGGGAUAUUCAAACCGAAUGGCCCGUCACUUUAUCGAGUUAUGUUCGCUUUCAAAAUCACGUCCUGCGAUCCGACAAUACCACGGCCGUAUUUGCCAUGCACAAUGUGCAACAUCAUAACACCAAUACGGAAGUACUGGUCGAUAUAUUGGCCAUGGCCGAAUGUGAAUUCAUGGUCCAUGGCAUGAGUGCCGUCACCGAGGCCGUGCACUACCUAAACUUGAAAUUGCACAAUCAAAGUGUCAAUCUCGAAGAAGAGGAAAUGACCAUGGCCAGAUCCAACAAGUACAUUCACAAACGAAAGCCUACCAUGACACCCAAUGAAUUUGGAACAAUGGUACGGAAACGAUUGUACGAAAAGCGAAAAGCCGCCAAAGCACAAAACGAAGACGCCAGUGUCAAACAAGGAGGAGAACAGCAAGAUGAUAAUGGAGAAGCACAGCAACCAUAA
Messenger RNA from Seminavis robusta, 1569 nucleotides. The record is from the annotation of a GenBank genome assembly. NCBI's taxonomy places the organism in Eukaryota, Bacillariophyta, Bacillariophyceae, Naviculales, Naviculaceae.